Aspergillus ibericus CBS 121593 is the source of this 1144-nucleotide messenger RNA. RefSeq lists its product as uncharacterized. The coding region runs from base 259 to 1080 and encodes 273 amino acids. Gene Ontology annotation, biological process: protein depalmitoylation. Gene Ontology annotation, molecular function: palmitoyl-(protein) hydrolase activity; carboxylic ester hydrolase activity. Lineage: Eukaryota; Fungi; Ascomycota; Eurotiomycetes; Eurotiales; Aspergillaceae. The transcript has a single exon. Gene Ontology annotation, cellular component: cytoplasm. The record is from RefSeq and is a predicted model, not a curated record.
CAGACCAAAGUUGGUUUCUUCCCACUAUGCAAGGGCAUUCAAGAAGCGGGGUUGUGUUUCAGCCUCACUGCGGGCGGCAAAUCGGACAGCAAACAGGGUGGUAUCGGUUCAGGGAUCUUUCCUGCCACCACGAUCAACUGACAGUCUAAUUCUAGGCCGAGAAUCAAUCUAGUGGGGGUGGGAGAGAACAGACGUUCGUCCCGCCCGGCCCGCGUCCUCAUCAUACGAUUCUUCCCCCACCAUCUCAGAUCUACAGGCAUGGAUUCCGACUUUCCUGAACCUCAUAUCCGUCUCCCCCAAGGACCACACACCCACACCGCCAUCCUCCUCCACGGCCGCGGCAGCAACGGUCCUGAAUUCGCCGACGAACUCUUCUCCUCCUCCACCUCCACGGGCAAAUCCCUCCCAUCCCACCUCCCAACCUUCCGCUGGGUGUUCCCUACAUCCAAAGACCGGUGGAAUGCUCGCUUCGAAGAGGACAUUUGUGCUUGGUUCGAUGCGUAUUCACUGACGGAUAUCACCGAGCAUCAGCAAUCACAAAUUCCUGGAUUGCAAGAAUCGGUCUCGUAUAUUCUCAAUAUCCUAGAAGAUGAGAUCAAUCUCCUCGAUGGGAAGACCACCCAUAUUUAUCUAGGAGGGAUUAGCCAGGGUAUGGCGACCGCUUUAUGGACUUUCUUUUGCGCGAGUACCAAGGUGGAAGGGAGGUUAGGUGGGGUAAUAGGUUUUUGUGGGUGGAUGCCAUUUGCAGAGAGGUUUGGGGAUGAUCUUGGGAAUGAGGAUUUAGAUUUAGAUGGGGGGAGACGAGUGGUUGAGUUUUGUUCUGGGAUUGUGCGGGGUGAGGUUGAGGGAGAUAUCGAUAUGAGGGUUUUGGGUACGCCGGUACUGUUAGGCCACGGAGUGGAUGAUCCGAUGGUGCCGGUGGAGUUGGGAAGACAGGUGCUUGGGAUUGUGAAACGGGCGGGGGUGCAGGUGGAGUGGGUGGAGUAUGUUGGGGCGGAGGGGGAUGGGCAUUGGAUUAAGGAGCCGGAGGGAUUUGAUGCCAUUUUGAAGUUUCUUGCGUCGGGAUCAGGGGAUGCUUAGGUUGUGGAAUAUUUUUGAUAUGGAAGGGUGGUUACCCGGCAACAAUAUCAUAAACAAUAGGAAU